UAAUCACGUUACAACCCGGAAGUAUUGUCUUCUAAUGACGGUUUGAGAAGACGAGGAUGACAAAUUCAUGACCAGGACCUACGAUUAUUAAUAGCGAUGCUCCACAUCUCAUCCCUUCGUCUGUAGUGUUGUAAGGGUGCUAGUGGCGGUCGGUGAUAGCGGCGGCGGUGUCAGAGAGCAGCUACGCCCUGAUGUCCGCCUCUCCGGCCCUCGACAAUUUCUGCACCGUGUUUACAAACCAGCCGAGAAGAAUCUUGCAGCGAAUCGUAAGCUAAGUGUAUUGUGAACCGCACCGAGAAAACAUGGCCGAGUUGCAUGUCGUGGAACCAAGCGGAACCAGCGCCAAAGAGCAAGCGGAGCACCGCGACGGUCGCGGCUCGGUGCGUCUAGCGUCCCCGACGCUGAUGGUUCCUCCGCGGGCAGGCCAGCUCAGCCCCGGCGGCAGCGGUGCACGACCCGUAUUCGGCUUCCCGCUUAGAGGCAGCCCGGGCUCCCCGUCCCCCGAACAAACAGACAAGCCGGGUUCACGCUGGGUUAGACUUAAUGUCGGUGGUACUUACUUCAUCACGACCAAGCAGACGCUAUGCAGGGAUCCGAAAUCCUUCCUGUUCCGACUUUGUCAGGAAGACCCGGACUUGGAUUCGGACAAGGACGAAACAGGAGCCUACUUGAUCGACAGAGACCCCAUGUACUUUGGUCCAAUCCUCAACUAUCUUAGACACGGCAAACUUAUCAUGGAUAAAAACCUGGCUGAGGAAGGUGUUCUGGAGGAGGCAGAGUUCUACAACAUUGCCUCACUGGUAAGGCUGGUGAAGGAGAGGAUACGGGACAAUGAGAACCGGACCUCCCAGGGUCCAGUGAAGCAUGUGUACAGAGUUCUUCAGUGCCAGGAAGAGGAACUCACACAGAUGGUUUCCACCAUGUCAGACGGCUGGAAGUUUGAACAGCUCAUAAGCAUUGGCUCCUCGUAUAACUAUGGGAAUGAGGACCAGGCAGAGUUCUUGUGUGUUGUCUCUCGGGAACUGAACAAUUCCACUAACGGGAUUGUUAUUGAGCCGACGGAGAAGGCCAAGAUCCUUCAAGAGCGGGGAUCAAGGAUGUGAAGGAGGUCCCAACCUUGACCUCUCUCACAGUCGACUUCCUGCCUGGUUCACCAUCCACCUCUCAUCCUCCUGGUUCACCUAUGGUCAGCAUGCGUGAACGGAACAUCAACCAUCACCCCUUUAACUUUGGGCAGUGCAUCAUUUCAAGCAGGUGUACAGAGGAGUUGAUCCUCAUCACGUCUUCUCAGUAGGUAGUCAACAAUUGCAGGACUCGCGUUCAUUCUCAGCAUAGGGAUACAUGGAUCUUAUCAUCUUUGUCAUCAUCUCCUUCAUCGUCAACAUCAUCAUCUUGGGCUCUUAGUAGAUUAUCUCCUCAGGAAUCUCAACGGAAAAACUGAUGUUCUGUUUCCUGUGGUCUGGAUCUGAGGGAUUCUAAAUAACCGGACAGGCAUUCGCUGACCUCAUCAUCAUAUCUGGUUCAACUCUUUCAACCACCAGAUCCAGCCUGUUGGAAAAACCACCGAUUUCCAUUUUGUCUCAACGUCUGGAUUAUUUCACUCCUAAAACAAACACAAGGUGUGUCCAUGUUCCUGGCAUUUGAGGAAGCUAUAUCUGAUUAAAUCUCAUGAACAAGUGAAUGCAUACGGUUCGAGUAUCAAAGUUGUCACAUAUCCACCGCAGAGGAGAUUCAUGCGUGAAUAUCAAAUUUCCCCGGAAGUUCGAGCUUUUCUGUGUCUGUGUGCUUCUCUGCUUCAUGUGCUCCACUGCUGCAUGGUCACAGCAAUCACUUACAGUAGGUACCUUGAGGUUUUUAUUCUCUUCUGUUUUGCUUACUUUUGUACGGAAAAACGAAAGUUGAUUUCUAUUUCAAAGUUGAAAUAUUUGAAAAUGCAGAUUCAUAGUUUUAAAUAUUAAAGUUGACUUUUUUCCAUCUUUUUCAUUGACAUGUUGAAGAGAGGAAAAUAAACAAUGAAGACAUAAAAGAUGUCAACAGUAUUAAUGGUAGUAUGUAAAAUGGAUAUUCAAAAUGCUAUGGUGGCUCAAUAAAAUGGCUCCAUAUUAAGAUAGCAUCUUUUUAAUUGGAAACUGAAACAGAUAAAGUAAGAAGAUAUUGAAUUAAUAUUAAAAAUGUAUAAUACAUUUCUAACAUCUUAGGUCAGUGAGUUUUCUGUUUUCUCCGUUAAAGAUGAAAAAAAAUGACUCCAAUAGUUGUACAAUGUCCUUUGACCUCCCAUUGACUCGACACGUUCAAGUACUUAAGUACAAAUUUUGCCUUUAUUCACUCGGUUAUCCUUAUAUGCAGCACUUGUUGUCUAACUUUAUACACUCUCUUUCAUACAAAGAAUUUGGCCUCUGUAAACGCAAAGCUCAUACGUCACAUUUUUUAAGGAAACUCAUGCCAAUGAUUUGACUGUGGACCAGUGCUGACCAUCAAUGGUUGCUGUGUUCACUGCCUCAAGCCCCAGAGAACUUCUCAUCUCUCUUGUACACAUUUUCCAAACCUUUGUGUUCAAUUUUGUAGCAACUGUCACCUCAAAAAGUAAUUUGACAGGCUUUGUCCCACCGGCUGUCUUUGACGGCAAAACUUUUUUGAGUCUUUUCGGCCAAAUCACAUUCAUAUGUGAGACAACAUGAAUACACUGUCAUCUGUGAGGCAGCAGAGGGGUAAAUUUGAACUGAUUCAUAUUGACAGCAACAAGAAUUCAAGUGAAGUGAUUGAAUAAAAGUAUACAUAUAUUUAAAAAAAAAAGAUGGAAAGCAACAUUGAUUUGUAUUUGUAAAGAAAAAAGUAUAAAUUGCGAGGGAGGCGAAAUAUGAAUGAAUAAACAUAAUUAUAGAAAUGAAUCACUACUAAACUAUUAACAAAUUAGUAUUCAUUUAAACAUAAAUCUUGUGAAUUUGAUGUUAAUCAAGUAGUAUGGAUGCAUUAGUUCUAAGUACUUGCGACCAGCUAUUUCUGAAGAGAUGCAUGAAUGCAGAGCUCUUAUUCACACACAUCUGACAGAGAACAUGGAAGUUCUGUCACUUGGUUCUGAAAUCACAGCUUUUACCCCCCCUUUGUAUAAAGAUGUAAGCAUGAACAAAAAGAACUGCAUUAAAAUGAAAGUGUAUUUUCUCAUACGGCUGCUGAGCUCAGACUGUAAAUUCUUCCUGUUGAGCUCUCCCGUCAGAGCAGUUCUCUUAUCAGCCAGGAUCUGCUAAAGCCUCCAAACCUGUUUAUCACCUGGUUCUCAAGUCCCCGGGUGUCGUUUCCCUCCGUCUGUGUCCAGUGUCGUGCCUUUGACCUGUGUCGUGCACAGUUGUUCCUCUUGUCUUAUCAAAAGUCGCCUCUUAUAACUUGAAAAAAAUAAAAUAAAACGGACAGGAGGGAUGGCAGAAUCUGAAAUUUGGGUUGACUUCCCCUCGCUGAGUUGCAUGCUGAAGACCUCAUUUAUCAAAAUGUGUGUGAUCAACAUUUAAAGCACUUAACUGUAUGUUUGUGGGCCCAGUGUGAUCUGACCUUGCUCUUUCAGCGGUUCCUGACCAAGUCUGGCAUUGGCACACCAUUAAUGACCAGAUGGCUCAUUUGUGAUUCAGUUGUGAUCAGAAAUUGAAUUUUAACUCUGUAUGCGCCUUUAUUUCUUAAGCACUCUGGAAUUUAUUAAUGGAUUUAAAUCCAUUCUAAUUCACUGUUUUAGUCUUUUGUUUCCUAUUGUCCAAAGCUGUCUUCCAAUGUUUUUUUUCCUGCACCAGGACAUCUUCCUUCAUUGGAUUUUUAAUGCAAAUUUAAAGAUUCAUGAGUUAGGUUUGAAUAAGAGAGUUUUCUGUAUAAUGACGCUUCAUUUAUCUCUGUGUAUUAUUACUGAAAAGUAGUCCCAGCUUUCUCUUCCCUAUCAAGUUUCCAACUUUUUUUUUUUUUUAACAUGGGAACCACUGACUCGCCAAGGUCCUAUCUUAUGGUCUCUAAUAACCCAAAACCUUACAGAUGAGUUUGUACUUCCACCUUCACCUCUUAGCCACGAACAUGACGUGCAAGUUUAACAAAUCUGCAAAAACACAUUGUUUGUUGUCCAGGCACGUGAAGAUGAGAGCAUGCAUUGUUCUAGAGAUUAUGAUGUUUACGGGGUUUUGUUUGAGCCCUAUGUUGGUGCAGUGUUUAUAUAUGCAUGGUGAGGCGGCUCUGAAGGUCAGCUUGUUAAUAGGUAUAGUUAGUCACGUGGAAAAGUCUGUCAAGCAUUUUAACUCCCUUUCUCUGUUGGGUUUGUACCUUUGUUAUGUAAGUUUUGCCGAAUGGCAAAGGUUGGUUAUAUAGAUCACCUUGAACUACUCAUGCAAUCGCAGGGCAGAACACAGCUGGGCUCCAUGAAAUAAUGGGGCAAACAUAAUCAAGUACACAAAAAGAGUUUUGAUCCACAAGACAUUUUGCCAGUUACUCUGUAGACACUUGCAUGCGUUUGUGGACAUGCACACUUGUACGCUCAUUUAUUGGAAAAAUGUCACCUAUAAACUUUGUGUUCAUUUAUCAACAGUAUUUGAUGUCAAAUGUGAAUAUUGUAAGUGGAGAUUUGUUCCCAGGUUGACGAAAAUGUUUGCUUUCAUUUUAUAUAUAUAUAUAUAUAUAUAUAUUUUGUCUGAAUCUUUGUUUCACUUUUUUAUUUUAUAUUUUUAAUUUGUCUACAGAUUGUUGUGUGUAAUGAUUUAAACAAAAAAAAAAUCCAGUCUGGUUUCUAAUCAUAAAAUGUGUGUGUGUUUUAAA
Messenger RNA from Synchiropus splendidus (mandarinfish), 4779 nucleotides. It is a transcript of the gene kctd2, whose product is annotated as potassium channel tetramerization domain containing 2. The transcript is spliced from 6 exons. Lineage: Eukaryota; Metazoa; Chordata; Actinopteri; Syngnathiformes; Callionymidae. Gene Ontology annotation, cellular component: Cul3-RING ubiquitin ligase complex; cytoplasm. The record is from RefSeq and is a predicted model, not a curated record. Gene Ontology annotation, biological process: proteasome-mediated ubiquitin-dependent protein catabolic process; protein homooligomerization. The coding region runs from base 303 to 1103 and encodes 266 amino acids. Gene Ontology annotation, molecular function: cullin family protein binding.